AUGGCUCGUUUCAUUGACCUGGAAGACGAAGAGGAGGAAGAUGUCGGCAUAUCAGCGGCAGAGAAUCUCCGUCGUAGCUUCCAGCAGCAUCAUCUCUCGUCCACGCAAGCCGCCGCCGCCGACGACGUCACAGCCGCUAACAAGACGGUAGAUGUCGUGCGUACCAGCAAUGCCGCUACACGCAUCGUCCAGUCUAUAGUGUCCAAUAUCGACCUCAACACCCUCGACUCCCUCGCCCGAACGAGCUUCUACAUCCACGACGGCCUGGUGCAGAACCGCCAGGUGCUCAUCUCGUCGGCGCUGCGCUGCGUGAACGAGCACGUCCCGGUGGAUAAGGACGAGACACUCCGCUUCCGGGCCCGCGCGGGCAACUGGUACUACAUGGAGGAUGGGAGGGGCUACAACGGCAAGGCAGGCCAUUGUGCAAGGGAUAUGGUUGGGGGCUGUCGACGUUGCGGCAAGGUGAUAUGCAGGAACUGCUCCAUCAAACCUCCCGCCACUAUCCGUGAACGCCACCGUCGUCUGUGCAGCGCCUGUACAAAGGCUCCCAUAUCUACCCUCGCCAAACCCCCUCUGGAUCCGGAGCUGACAUUGAGCUCGUCGGAGCUGGUCCGCCGCUCGGUGUGUCUGUGCCAUACGGCCGAGGGGGUGUGGCUGUGCCAGCCCUGCGGACGCGGUAUCCGUGCUGCAGACCACGAGUACCAACGCAUAUGGCGUUGGCGCAGCCAUUACGGCGAAGUCCUGGGCGGAUUGGGCACGGGCAUAGGCGACGGGGACAGGGGCGUCAUCUGCGGUCGCGAGGGUGACUGCUGCGCCGCCAAGGAGCGCGAGCACGAGAUCGACUGCGAUGCCGAGGACGCCAGGGACAGCAACGCGUCUUCCUGGGCAGAGGUUCUGUCCCCCUCGCCGUCCACCACGUCGACCAACCCCCCCUCACCCGAGGGUCCCACCGGCGGUCCGCUGGGCUCCGUCAUCCGGCAGCACGACGGCCGCGGCGGCCGCACGCCGUCGCCCCAGCUGCGCACGGGGUACCAGAGGCACGAGAUCGAGGGGAUAGGUGGCGUGGUCAAGAGGAAGCUCGUGCGCAUGGUGCGCGUGGGCGCCUGUGUCCCCGAGUACGACGACGAGAAUGGGCCGGGGAGGAGGGCCCUCGACAGCGAGGUUGCCGGCGAGAGGAGGAGCUGGUGCGGCUGGUGCUGGAGGGCUAUCCCCGGACGAGAGGAUCUGGAGGCAUAG
Geosmithia morbida is the source of this 1236-nucleotide messenger RNA. RefSeq lists its product as hypothetical. NCBI's taxonomy places the organism in Eukaryota, Fungi, Ascomycota, Sordariomycetes, Hypocreales, Bionectriaceae. The record is from RefSeq and is a predicted model, not a curated record. The transcript is spliced from 4 exons. Bases 1 to 1236 code for a protein of 411 amino acids.